ACCGUCCCAUUGCGUCUGAAUUGGACAAACAUUGCUAGUGGGCAUAACCAAAUGUAAUGCCAAAUAUAAUAAUGCCAAAGCAAAACUGUUUGAAGAAAGGUUUUUUCUAACUUUUGGGAACCUUUUUGCUGCCUGAGGACUUAAACUUGGGACAAACGAACACGAACACGCUCAGGACACGCGUCUAUCAAAGGAUCAUGAAACUGUCUGUACUCCUAAUGGUUCUCCAACUGUGGGGAAAUGUGGAAGUUUCUUUAUCACAGAAUGACCUCCUCUCCUGUAAAGUUGCCGUGAUGCACAGUCAUCUCUAUGUAGCUGGACUACCACCAGCAUAUGAAAGAAUGAAGAUUGGACAUAAGUUACGGUUUCAAUGCAGCGAUGAAUAUGCUCUGAACGGGUCUGAAGAGGUUGAAUGUUUGCAAACUGGGCAGUGGAAUACACUCUUUCCAACAUGUGUUGCUGAUAUCACCUGUAAAGUUGGCGUGAUGCACAGUCAUCUCUAUGUAGCUGGACUACCACCAGCAAAUGAAACAAUGAAGACUGGACAUGAGUUACAGUUUCGAUGCAGCGAUGAAUAUGCUCUGAAUGGAUCUGAAGAAGUCAAAUGUUUGCAAACUGGGCAGUGGAAUACAUCCUUUCCAACAUGUGUUGCUGACAAAUGCAAAGUCACAGGUGUACCCAACACUGUACGCAUCUACGCACCAAACAAUCUACUAGGAACGGGAGAACAUUUAAGGUUUGCUUGUCGCCAGGCUGGACACAUUCUCCGAGGGAAUACGGUGAUUGAAUGUUUAGCAGGUGGACAGUGGAAUCAUCCCUUCCCAACUUGUGGGGAGCCUUUGGGCUGUGGGAGACCACCAUUCCUUGAGGAUGGAGACAUCAAAGGACAUGUUCAAACAAAUUACAGCCAUAAUGAAAAGGUUGAAUACGUCUGUCAGAAUUACUACACUAUAGAGGGUGGGCCACAAACCUGCUUCGAUGGUAAAUGGAUUGGACAGAUGAAAUGCCUCAAGCCCUGCACUGUGGAUGUACAAGAAAGCCAGAAUAAUGUUGUCUUCAGAUAUACAGAUAAAAAAAAACUGUAUGUUCACCAUAAGGAUCAAAUUGAGUUCACGUGUAUUCGAGGAAAACAACAUGACAGCGUACUGAGCCUGCGUCAGACAUGUGUUGAUGGUGUGGUGGACCUGCCUACUUGCCUGUAAAGCUUUGUAGUCGGCUGGAUGUGAUACAUAUAAGCUGGCUGAACAAACGCAUUAAGCAAAGUUAGAAAGUCUGGACUGAUAAUUGGUAAUUUUAAUAAAACUUAUAUUUUCACCAA
This is a messenger RNA of Dicentrarchus labrax (European seabass), 1318 nucleotides long. Its product is annotated as complement factor H-like. The transcript has 6 exons. Bases 198 to 1202 code for a protein of 334 amino acids. NCBI's taxonomy places the organism in Eukaryota, Metazoa, Chordata, Actinopteri, Moronidae. The record is from RefSeq and is a predicted model, not a curated record.